CUUUUGUUCCUUUGUUGUGCUUUUCCUGUUCAAUAGUUUGACCUGGUCUCUCUCUUAAACAAUUUCCAAGGGAAAUGCUCUCUCGAUUUGACAUUUGUCACCAUUUGGGGAGUUCUUUUCUCGUUUUGUACACCUUCCCAUUUGUGCUCUCUGUCCUCUGCCAAUGCCCACCUUGGACUCUCUCUCUCUCUCUCCACCCAUAUAAAUAUAAUCGAAAUCCCACAAUUUCACCCUGCUCUAGUUUUUCUUAAACCAGAAAGAACAAUGCUCCAAUCAAAUCCACCUUUCCUACAGCAUUAUGGAGCACUUCUGCGCCACCCAACUGAAUUUCCUGCACUUGAGUGUGAUGAACCCAAAAAUGGAGUUGGCAUGGAGGAAUGCCAACUCCCAUUGAUAGACCUCAAUGAUCUAAACUGUGAGAAUAAAAGGGAGAGGGUAGCUUGCUGUAGAGCAAUUCGUAGAGCGUCUUCGGAGUGGGGAUUCUUCCAAGUAGUGAACCAUGGGAUAAGCCCCGAGUUAAUCCAGCGGAUGAGGAGAGAGCAAGUGAAGCUGUUUCAAACACCCUUUGAAAGUAAAACUACUUGUGGGCUUCUGAACAAUUCAUACAGGUGGGGUACACCAACAGCUACUUCUCCAAAGCAGUUCUCAUGGUCUGAAGCCUUCCACAUUCCUCUCUCACAGAUUUCAGAAGGAACUUGCUAUGGAGAGUAUAACUCUCUAAGGGAGGUGACGAAGGAAUUUGCAGCAGCCAUGUCAAAACUGGCAAGGUUGCUUGCAGGGGUUCUGGCAGAGAAUCUGGGCAACCAAAAGAGCGUUUUUGAAGACAUUUGCGACGAAAGCACAUGCUUUCUUCGCUUGAAUCGCUACCCGACCUGUCCAAUAUCUCCAGAAAUUUUUGGCUUAGUGCCCCACACUGACAGUGAUUUCCUCACAAUCCUUUGUCAAGAUCAAGUCGGUGGACUUCAGCUCAUGAAAGAUUCCCAAUGGGUGGCUGCUAAGCCCAACAAAGAUGCUCUUGUUGUGAAUAUUGGAGAUCUCUUUCAGGCAUGGAGCAAUAAUUUGUAUAAAAGCGUGGAGCACAGGGUAAUGGCUAAUAGGACAACGGAGAGAUACUCGAUAGCAUACUUCCUUUGCCCUUCCUAUGAUUCUUUAAUUGCCAGUUGCACAGAACCCUCAAUCUAUAGAAAGUUCACGUUUGGAGAGUACAGGAGCCAAGUUCAAGAAGAUGUCAAAACAACCGGCUACAAAGUAGGCCUCCCAAGAUUUCUCCUUUAGAAUUACAGAUAAACAUCGUCAGUCAACAUACCAGAUUCAAUGCAGUUGGGAUACUGAAAAUAAAAGCACCCACAACAAUCCAGAUUACAGGGUCCUACUUUCAUUCUUUUGAUAAGUAUAAGACCAAAGAAGAAAAAGAAAAGAGAAUGCAACAGCGGGCAUGGUGUAUGUUAAAACACUAUCAUUUAUAUAUAUAUAUACAUAUUGUAUUUUUCAUAGCAAGGUCUUUUGUUUUUCUUUUUCUUUUCUUUUUUUUCCCAAUGUAUGCCACUUAAUUACUAGAGAUAUAUCGACCAAAAAAAAAAAAAAAAGACUAUUCCCUCUUUCC
This is a messenger RNA of Alnus glutinosa, 1603 nucleotides long. RefSeq names its product gibberellin 2-beta-dioxygenase 6-like. The coding region runs from base 265 to 1275 and encodes 336 amino acids. The transcript is spliced from 3 exons. Gene Ontology annotation, molecular function: dioxygenase activity. Lineage: Eukaryota; Viridiplantae; Streptophyta; Magnoliopsida; Fagales; Betulaceae. The record is from RefSeq and is a predicted model, not a curated record.